UAAGACGCACAUAGAUUUUAGUCGCGAUAGCUGAUACUGAUAGAUCAUAAAGCUUUUGAACACCGACAAAGCGGGAUUAGAACCGACACAGGUCCUCUUGAAGCCAUCUGUUUCCAGUUUCCACUACCCCUUUUGCUGGAACACGAAGUUUAAACCCAUGAACCCUACAUUCAAUCCAUACCCAGAUGAAAAUUAUGCAAAAAUUAGGCGAUUGAUGAGGCAGACUGCGGAUCAUCACAACACCCUAUCGGACAAGGAUCCGCACACCGAUUUCAACAGCAACCAAGAAACGAAAUGUGGGUUCAGUUCGAUUCGAGUAAUGGGUACGGUUGUGGUUUUGUUGAUGUUCAUUUCUGUGAUCUUUUCACUCUCUGUUGUUCUUAGAGAUCCGCCAUCCGAUGCUGUAAAUGAUGGCUCAAAUAUGUGGAUUCCUCAGUGGAACUCUGACCUAGUGGAUUCUAAGGAUAGAGAUCUUCAUACGGCUAUACAGCCAGAGGAUAAACUGCUAAGUGGCCUUCUUUCUGCCAAACAUGGUGUAGGUUCUUGUCUCAGUAGGUACAAUUCAGUGUCUUAUCAACACAAGCUGGCGUUCGAACCCUCUUCUUACCUGAUCGCCAAAUUGCGGCGUUAUGAAGAUCUUCAUAAGCAUUGCGGAGUUUAUACCGAAUCUUAUAACAAAACUUUGGAGUGGCUUAGGUCUAAUGGUAGUAGCAGCUCCUCAGACUGUAGAUAUCUGAUAUGGAUUUCCUUCAGUGGAUUAGGGAAUAGAAUAUUAACUCUUGCUUCAGCGUUCCUUUAUUCUCUCCUCACGAAUCGUGUCCUACUAGUUGACCCUGGAACCGACAUGACUGAUCUCUUCUGUGAACCAUUUCCUGACGUUUCCUGGUUUCUUCCCCAAGAUUUUCCGUUUAAAGAGGAGUUCAGUAACUUCAACCAGACCUCUCCUGAUUGCUAUGGGAAAAUAAUGAAGAACAGCAUGAGAACAGAUUCAAGUGGAGUGAUCUUGCCUUCUGUUGUUUAUCUUCAUUUGGUGCAUGAUUAUGAUGAUGAUGAUAAGCUUUUUUUCUGUGAUCAAGACCAAGCACUUCUGCAGCAAUCACCUUGGCUUGUUAUGAAAACAGACAACUAUUUUGUCCCAUCUCUCUUUUUGAUGUCGUCAUUCGAGAAAGAACUCAAUGAUCUUUUCCCGAAUAAAGAUACCGUUUUCCACUUAUUGGGUCGAUAUCUGUUUCACCCCACGAAUUCGGUUUGGGGACUGAUUACGAGAUAUUAUCAAGCUUACUUGGCUAGAGCUAGUGAAAGAAUAGGUAUUCAGAUUAGAGUGUUUGAUACAGGGACUGGACCUUUUCAACACAUCCUGGAUCAGGUUCUGACCUGUACCCUGAAGGAGAAUCUGUUGCCACAAACCGAUAGGCAGACGAAUAUCAUCGGUUCAGUUAGUAAUCCAAAGUCGAAGACCGUGCUGAUAACGUCCCUGAGUGCUGGUUACAUGGAGAAGUUGAGAGACAUUUACUGGGAGAAUCCAACGGUGACGGGAGAGAGAAUUAGUUUCUACCAACCAAGUCAUGAGGAACACCAGCAAACUGAGAAGAGUAUACAUAACCAGAAGGCAUUAGCAGAGAUGUAUUUGUUAAGUACAACUGAUGUAUUAGUCACCAGCUCAUGGUCGACCUUCGGAUAUGUGGCUCAAGGUCUUGGCGGUCUGAAACCAUGGAUAUUAUACAAACCCGAAAACCGUACUGCCCCCGACCCACCUUGUGGUCAAGCCAUGUCCAUGGAACCCUGUUUCCAUGCACCUCCUUUCUAUGACUGCAAGGCUAAGAAAGGAGUUGACACUGGUAAACUUGUUCCUCAUGUAAAGCAUUGUGAGGACAUGCCCUGGGGGAUUAAGCUGGUUGAUCGAUAUGAUUGAUUUUGCUGUUGUUUUGUUGUGAUAACUGUUGGAAUGAACAAAUUUUGCAGUUUGUAAACUACUGAAAAAUAUCAUCCGUUAAGCUGGUAUAUUUUAGAUUCCUUAUAUGUAAGAUCUCACGUCGA
This is a messenger RNA of Cucurbita maxima (winter squash), 2037 nucleotides long. Its product is annotated as galactoside 2-alpha-L-fucosyltransferase-like. NCBI's taxonomy places the organism in Eukaryota, Viridiplantae, Streptophyta, Magnoliopsida, Cucurbitales, Cucurbitaceae. Gene Ontology annotation, molecular function: galactoside 2-alpha-L-fucosyltransferase activity. The record is from RefSeq and is a predicted model, not a curated record. Gene Ontology annotation, biological process: cell wall biogenesis; xyloglucan biosynthetic process. The transcript is spliced from 3 exons. Gene Ontology annotation, cellular component: Golgi apparatus; membrane. Bases 158 to 1912 code for a protein of 584 amino acids.